UACAGGAUUUGAUAGUACACUAGUGUGCGCCUGCAGUGUGAGAGGAGAAGCGGUUAGAGAACACAGAAACAGCAUGGCCGCUUCCAACAGGCUGGUACUUGGACCUCUAGUAGGGGCUAUAGACCAAGGCACAGGAUCUACCCGCUUUCUGGUUUUCAAUGCAAAAACAGCAGAACUACUCAGUCACCAUCAAGUGGAAAUCAAGCAGGAGUUUCCUAAAGAAGGGUGGGUGGAACAAGAUCCAAAAGAGAUUUUGCAUUCUGUCUAUGAAUGUGUCGAGAAAACGUGUGAGAAAUUAACCCAGCUGAGCAUUGACAUUAGAAACAUCAAAGCAAUUGGUGUUAGUAACCAGAGGGAAACAACUGUGGUGUGGGAUAAGACAACUGGAGAACCUCUCUAUAAUGCUAUAGUUUGGCUUGAUUUAAGAACUCAAUCCACUGUGGAACGGCUCCUGAAAAGGAUUCCUGGCAAAAAUAAGAAUUUCUUCAAGGGCCAGACUGGUCUUCCUCUCAGCACUUAUUUCAGUGCAGUAAAGCUUCGGUGGCUGCUGGACAAUGUGGAAGAGAUCCGCAAUGCUGUUUCAGAAGGAAGAGCCAUGUUUGGAACUAUUGAUUCCUGGAUCAUUUGGAGUCUAACUGGAGGGAAGAAUGGAGGGGUGCACUGUACAGAUGUGACCAAUGCCAGCAGAACCAUGCUCUUUAACAUACACACUCUGGAGUGGGAUACUGAUCUCUGUCAAUUUUUUGAAAUUCCCAUGACAUUACUGCCGAAAGUGAGGAGCUCUUCAGAGAUUUAUGGACUCAUGAAGUCUGGAGCUCUGACUGGUGUGCCAAUAUCUGGGUGUCUGGGAGAUCAGUCAGCAGCAUUAGUUGGGCAAAUGUGUUUCCAAGAUGGACAAGCCAAAAAUACGUAUGGUACAGGUUGCUUCCUGCUGUGUAACACUGGCCUAAAGCCUGUCUUAUCUGAACACGGCCUUAUAACAACAGUGGCGUACAAGCUUGGCAGGGACAAACCGGCAUGCUAUGCACUAGAAGGAUCUGUUGCAAUAGCAGGAGCAGUUGUGCGCUGGUUAAGGGACAAUCUUGGGAUUGUGAAAACUACUGAGGAAGUAGAAAAACUUGCUGCUGAAGUUGGGACAUCAUACGGUUGCUACUUUGUUCCUGCGUUCUCAGGUUUAUAUGCACCUUAUUGGGAGCCCAGUGCCAGAGGCAUCAUCUGCGGCCUUACCCAGUUUACAAAUAGGAACCAUAUUGCCUUUGCUGCUCUUGAAGCUGUUUGCUUUCAAGCAAGAGAGAUUUUAGAUGCAAUGAAUAAGGACUGUGGCAUUCCCCUCAGCCAGCUGCAAGUUGAUGGAGGAAUGACUAACAAUAAAAUUCUCAUGCAGUUGCAGGCUGAUAUCUUAUGCAUUCCAGUAGUGAAACCUUCCAUGCCUGAAACCACUGCACUUGGGGCAGCUAUGGCAGCGGGGGCCGCAGAAGGAGUUGGUGUCUGGAGUCUGAACCCUGGGGAUUUGACUGCUGUGACAUGUGAACGAUUUGAGCCCCAAAUUAACCCUGAAGAAAGUGAAUAUCGUUAUGCAAGAUGGAAGAAAGCAGUUAUGAAAUCCAUGGGCUGGGAAACAUCAGACCCUCUUUCCAACGGAAAUGGUGACACUAGUAUCUUCUCUAGUGUACCAUUGGGUUUUUAUAUAGUGAGUAGCAUGGUUAUGUUAAUCGGAGCAAAGUACAUUUCAGGACUUAAUAAUUAGCUCUUCAAUUACCUCUUUUAUGUCCAUGGUUAUCUACUUGAUACGGUACGAAUAAGAAGAUAGAAAUGCAGUGCUACAGAACUACUGAGUGAACUCUCCAUGUAAAGAAAUAUUCUCGCAAGGGAAACUGGUGAUGUUAAUCAUUCAGCUUGUACUCAGUCUACAGCAUUGUUCUGUAGGGAGUCAAAGGAACGCUUCACCUGCAAUAUUGUUAACUGUAUUUAUGGACUGGCAGCUCUGAUCAAUUAUGCUAAUAUAAUUAUUGAUGCAAAGUAAAUCCUUUUGUGUUGAUGAAAAUGAAGGGAAUUUUACAAGAUUGUUGUAAGAACUAAUUUGCACUUGUUAGAUGUUCUUUAAAUAAAUUAUCUAGAAUCAACAAAACAUUUUGAAUAAUGUAAUGAAAAAAAAUGUACAGAUAUUUUUUAAAGCUGUAAUUUUUGAAUAUUAAAUUAACUUUCAUUUGUUUCAAAUGACAAAUACAAUUCUUGGUGAAUUUCUUUACAUUGUUAAGAGAUGUUUAAUUUUAUGUGAUACGUUUUUGUGCCUUUUUGUAAAGCAACUCUGUUUCUACAUAAAAUCCUUCUUUUCCAUGAGAGCUUUGUUACAGCGAUCUCACUCAGUGGAAGAAGAGUCAAUUCAAUAGUGGUACUGUGUAUCACCAAGGGAACACUAUUAUUUAACAUAUUCUAAUGUUCUUAAACUCCAUUUUUAAAACGUGUUCAACUUCUAAAACUGUAAACGUUCACAAUGAAAGAAACAUUAAACACUAAAUUAAUGCAAAAUAUGAUUUAGUCAAUGCAAAGAUUAACCUGUGAAUAACAUGCAGAUGUAUUUUUUGUGUGUAUGUAUGUGUAUAUAUAUAUAUAUAUAUAUAUAUAUAUAUAUAUAUAUACACACACAUACAAAUAUAACAUUAUUGACCAUUGUCCAUUUUCCCCCCAUAUUUAGCAAACUAUGUCAUAUUUAUAACUAUUGUCAGUUAUUUUUUUCAAGCUUAUAUCAUCCUGAGGUGUGGUGCAAAUUUGAUACCGUUUUAUAAUGUGGCACUUCAAAAUGUGGUCAUAAUUAAUCAACAAGCACUAAAACACACUCAUUUUCUGUGUGAGCUCUUUGGUUCCCACUUUCAUGUAUGUAUUACUGUGUUGAAAGCUUAAGUAGUAGUAGUAAGUAGUAGUUCUUGAUAAACUGAUCUUAGAAUUAAUGUGUAAUAUUAGAAUUAUAUUUUUUUUACAAUCUUAUAUUUACCUUCCAUGUACACAAAUAUAAAAAUGGUACAAUUUUGUACAUGAGCCAUUCAAACAUUAUUUAAACUAUUGAGACUAAUCUAAAAAAAUCCAAAAAAGAACAAAAAACUAAAUCUAAUUUUGCAGUAAAUUGUCAUUAGUUUAAAAUGGAUGCUGCUUACACAUUUUAUUUUUUGUUUGUUUUAGAAGCAGGUUAAAUUUUUCAUUGUGUCCUUUUUUUUCUUUUCUUUGGUAACAGCACUUAGACCCACAUUCCAGUCCAUCAGAAUUCCCAUGUGAGGUGCUGCACACGGCUAUUCAUAUAGUUUUUAGAUUCAAAUCAAAAUUUAAUAUCUCACUUAUCACAAGUUUUCAAAUGAAUUUGUGGCGCAAUAUCAACCCUUUUAUUUUGCACAGAGAUAAUUCAACAGCAGUAUUCCUAACCAUCGGAAAACCCUGUAACAGCAGCCGUUUACUUAAUUAUUGUACUUAUUUUAUGGCCGUGACCUUGAACACUCUUUUUGGUCUGUUGUCCAGCAUAACUUGUCUCUUUGCAUGAUAGGUUUUUUGGUGUUAAAGUUUAAUUCAAAAUAUUAAUAUAAUUAGAGGUUUCACUACAAACCUUGAGCUGAAUGUAGUCAUAUGAAUUUUCUUUUAUGAUUGCAAAGACAUGUUUGGACAUUUAAACACUUUUUUUAAAAUUCAGAGUAAUUAAUUGAACACUUCAUAUUGAAUAUGAAUUCAUAUUAAUGUUUUAGUGGAAACCUGUAAUCAAACAUAGUGGGCAGCCAUCAUCAAUAUUGAAUUUGCCACCGUGUUUUGCCUUCACUUAUAUAGGAGAUAUAAAUUAUAUAUAUACUUGGUUUUUCUAGGGUGUUCUGCUGGAUUGGAAUGGGAGCCAAAAUGUGGCGUGUCCACACAUAAUUAUGAAGUCUUGUGCUGCUGUUGAAAUUAUAGUAUAGUCCUUCCUCAGGAACUAGUCUUGUAUGCAAUGACAUGGCUAGAAGUUGUAUUAGCUCAUAACUGCAUUAAUAAUAUUAUCUUCUAGUCAGGUAAUUCUGCUGUCAUAUCCUAAGCAUAUCUCUCAUUAAUAAUGUGAAGUAAUCAGUACUAUCAUUCUCCCUUUGCUGCUUGCUUUGUAUUGUGCUCUGUGCCAAUAAACAUUUUCUUACAAUGA
Molecule: messenger RNA, 4147 nt
Organism: Bombina bombina (fire-bellied toad)
Lineage: Eukaryota; Metazoa; Chordata; Amphibia; Anura; Bombinatoridae
Gene: GK
Product: glycerol kinase
Exons: 20
Coding region: 74-1747 (557 amino acids)
Biological process (GO): glycerol metabolic process; triglyceride metabolic process; glycerol-3-phosphate biosynthetic process
Cellular component (GO): mitochondrion
Molecular function (GO): glycerol kinase activity
Source: RefSeq, a predicted model, not a curated record